AUGGGUACACCAUUAGCGGUACGGAGACACCACAGCGAUUGGCGCGUUGCCUGGCGUCUCGCACUCGCACACAACGCCACGCACACACUCUUUGCCGUCAUGGAUUUGCCGCCCUCUGUUUGUGGGGUGCAGUCCCGAGCGGCUCACGUCAAGCUGCCGCUGCUCGAGGAGGUGAAGGGCGUCCUAAACGAGGCGCAUUUGUACCGCGAGAAAGUCAGGGAGGUCAUGAGGCUUACGAGCUGCUCGUUCCGCGAGGACGACCCCACCAAGACACACGUCAACGCAAAUCCAGCCAGCAAAGGUAGGUGACCAUCCAUCCAUCCCUCCACACAGGCCAGCGUCUGUGUGUGUGUGUGUGUAUGUGUGUGUAGGCCACAAGGUGCCACUGGAGACUUUGCAGGAGCUGCUCAUCCAGGGAGAGAAGCUGGCCAUCUCGGUGCCGGAGCGGCAGUUUCUCAGAAACCAACUCAACGAGGUGAGGCAGGGCGGGAUGGUGGGUGGAUCAGCCAGCAGCUGCACCGCAGUCACUCACCUCACCUGACGCGUGGUCUGGUCUGGUGUGGUCUGGUAUGGCUCAGACGACGGCAUCGGAGGAGAUCACUCGCAUGGCCGAGGACGAGGAGAACCUUCCGCUUAGGGUCAAGCUCCACCUACCCACCAGAGAUGAAGAGGUGGAUGCUCCAGCUCCCGCGGUGCCCAAGGCAAAGGCAAAGGCCAAGGGGCCCAAGGCCAAGGCGUUAGCGCGCCCCACGCAAGACCAGGGCUGCUGCGGCUGCGGACGAUGA
Molecule: messenger RNA, 785 nt
Organism: Vitrella brassicaformis
Lineage: Eukaryota; Vitrellaceae
Source: the annotation of a GenBank genome assembly